Messenger RNA from Panicum virgatum (switchgrass), 1339 nucleotides. RefSeq names its product subtilisin-chymotrypsin inhibitor-2B-like. NCBI's taxonomy places the organism in Eukaryota, Viridiplantae, Streptophyta, Magnoliopsida, Poales, Poaceae. The record is from RefSeq and is a predicted model, not a curated record. Gene Ontology annotation, molecular function: serine-type endopeptidase inhibitor activity. The coding region runs from base 95 to 505 and encodes 136 amino acids. Gene Ontology annotation, biological process: response to wounding. The transcript is spliced from 2 exons.
AGGGUAUGUGAUGUGAGAUCGCCAAGUGAUCCAAAGCCGGUUGCUUGCACCAAUUAGGGAUGGAAAACCAUGUCGACGAGGUAAUAAGGAUCGGAUGAUCCUCUCUCACUCACCUCUCGCCGGCCGGGUGGGCCUAUAUAUCAGGCACACCCCACCACCUCCCCCAGGCGCAGAUCGAUCGAGCACCCCAAACUUGCACACAAUCACCAUCAGUUCUAGUAGACAAGACAUAUCGACAUCGACGAUGAGCUCCGUGGACGCCACCGGCGGCGAGAAGAAGACGUCGUGGCCGGAGGUGGUGGGCCUGCCGGCGGAGGAGGCCAAGAAGAUCAUCCUCAAGGACAUGCCCGACGCCGACGUCGUCGUCCUGCCCGCCGGCUCGCCGGUGACCAUGGACUGGAGGUCCAACCGCGUCCGCGUCUUCGUCGACACCGUCGCUCAGACCCCGACGGUGGGCAGAAUGAUAAACGUACCGCCUGCAUGCUGGAUCAAAGCUGCUAGCUAGCGCCUACACCCUUGAUGUUCCUUCCUGAUUGCCCUUACUGGUUUAGCUUUUAGCUAGUACACUAGAAAAGGGAAGAUCUAGAGAUCAAAUAAUUGAAGCUCAUCAAAUAGUAUGGGGAAUGGAGCUAGCUGCUGUCUAGAAUAAAACUGAUGGAAUGCAUGAAUAAACAAUGUAUUACUGCAGUACUUCACAUUAUGUGUCCGUAUUCAGGGGGCUAACAAUGUAUAUAUUCUUAUGUUUGCAGAGAAGCGCCUUGGGCUUCAACCAGCAUGCACUGCUGCCUGAAGGGCAAACAAUCUAGUUGUACAGCUAACAGUUGCUAGGUUUGCGCUCACGUUUUUUCUCUACUAAAAACCUUAUAAAAGGGCCCUUUUGGCCUUUGCCGGAAAUAAAUACUGUAUGUUUGCGCCGAAGAGUGUACAUUAAUCCUGUAGCUGAAGACCCCACGCAGAAUCAAGGGAGGAGUGAUGCAUGCAAGUUUGAUGUGCAAGCUGCUGUAAAGAGGAGGAAGAUGGAGGGGAGUAAGAAGCACGUUUAUUAAUCUGCUGCUGUACAAAUUAAAUUUAGCACUAGAGUGAGAGAAAGUAAGCUGUUAGCUGUCUAAAAGAAAAGCCGAAGCCAUUGGCCCUCUGGUUGUAUCUGUUGAUAUAGUAGUGGCUUCCUGUUGUUUGGCCUUUGUUGUAACAUAAGCAGAGGCGCACUAGCCUUCGUUUACAGUUAAGCUGAAUUAUUAGUACCAGCUUUCCUGGACUGUUUGGUAUGUAAUAUGACUUGUUUCUUGUGCAAAUGGAGUCUCAUGUAAUCCAGGUCUAAGAUGUGAAUGUUUCAUUUCUA